ACACAGACCGUGGAUCCAUCAUCUGCAACUUCGCCAUCAACUACAGGAGCUGGCGCUGCAGUCACCGUUGCGACUGAUAAGUCCGGGCAGUUUACGGCUAUUGGUGAUGCUAUUUCAUAUGCCCAACACAAUGAUAUACCCACUGUCACUGUCCUGGCGGGAACAUACCCAGCCGUGACCGUCUCCGCUACGCCGUCUGUCGCAGUGAUCGGUCAAGGGAAAGACGUCGAUGAUUACUCAAAGAACAAGGUGGUGGUUUCGCAAGACAGUACUACCCUUGAUAUCACGGUGAAUGUGGAUGGCAUUACCUUUGAAAAUCUCAACUUUGUCAACACAGGGUCCGAUGACCCGGCGGUGAAUAUCAUGGGCAGCAAACUUGCAUUUUACGCCUGUCAAUUUAUUUCAGCUGGAAGCGUGGGAAUCGAAACGGGUCUUGGAGUCGGUAUCAUCGCGAACAGUUAUAUCGAAGCCCAGGAAACGGCUAUCGACGGCCAAGCAACACUGUACAUCUUCAGCACGGGCAUUGUGGUGGUAGCAGACUCGGCGGUUGUGGCGUACACAACAGGGACGGACUCCGGCGGUACACUAUACAACUCAACCAUUGUUUUCGAUCAAAGCACAGUAUCUCCCAAACCCGACGACAAGAGCGAUCGAGCAUACUUAGCGAAGGCAAAGGGGCUGGGGUCCGUGGCAGUCUAUCGAGGCUCUACUCUUGACGGAUUCAUAGCCGAGAGCGGAGUCUUUGUCGAUGAUAUUACCCAGGAUGGAAGUAACUUCUACGGCGAAUAUGGAGAUAAAGGAGCGGGAGCGUACGCCAGCAACAAAGAUACGAGAUCCAAAUAUGUGAAACUGCUGGACGACGCAACAAUCUCCCAAUUCGCCCUUGGAGCAGUGUUCGCAGGAGCAUACCCGGAUUUCGCCACGUCGGAUACAAGCUGGAUUGAUCCAACCGUUCUAUCUGAGAUCGAAAAGGCGGAUGGGACCAGCCCCACAACAACCGAUGAUGGAUCGGAUGGUUCAGAUGGUUCGGGAUCUUCAUCACCGUCUUCAACAAGCUCAACUGCACCCGAUUCAUCGUCACCGUCUUUUGUCGUGGUUCCCAGCGACCCAGCAAAAGGUCAAUAUACCAGUGUGCAAACAGCUAUCGCUGCACUCCCCGAUGAUGGCAAACCAUACACGAUUGAAAUCAAGAGUGGAGUAUACAAAGAGCAAGUCACCAUUACAAGGGACGGAAAAGUGACGCUUAUUGGUGAAACGUCAUUCAAGAACGACUUCAGCAAAAACACCGUCACAAUUGAGUACAACGAUGGUGUCCCCACGACAUCCAACAAUGAUGACAAAACACCUGUCAUCGAUGUAAAGGACUCGAAUGGCAAGACCGUGGUUGCAUUAUACAAUAUCGACUUCAAGAAUACCUCUCCCCAGAAAGAUGGCACAUCGGGACUUGCUGCAGGCUUCACGGGUCUGGUAGCCGCAUAUGGCUGUUCAUUCAUCGGUUACGAGCAGACUCUCUUUGCCAACAAAGGCACACAAGUACUUUCCAACAGCUACAUCGAAGGCUCAAUUGAUUAUAUCUGGGGUUCCUCUAUCGCAUACCUGCAUCAGUCGUUCAUUGCCACAAACACUCCCGGCAACUCUAUCGCCGCACAGGAUCGUUCGUCAGCAAAAGGAACUGGAGGAUUUGUGUUUGACGCCAGUGUCAUCACAUACACUACCUCUUACGGCACCACUUUUGGAAAGACCUUCCUUGGCAGACCUGCCGGGAAGUAUAGCACUGUUGUCUAUAUGAACUCCUUCUUGGAUAAGCUGAUCAGCCCCGUUGGCUGGAGUUCGGAGGGCGAGAGUACCGAUGAUGUAACAUUUGCCGAGUACAACAAUUCUGGACCGGGCAAAUGGGGCGAUGAGCGCGCGGAAUUUGCCAGCAAAUUGACUGAAGGAGCCGCUAAGGCUUACUCGUUGACAAAUUUUGUUGGCGAUACCUCUUGGAUUGAUAUGACUGCAUACAAUUACGUUCCGUCUUAUGAUCUAUCUUCCGGGACUGACGGUGCAUCUCCCGCAGCCCCAGGCUCUGCUGCGAAUCCCAGCGGAACUGAUGGUGCGUCUCCCACAGAUGAUGAUGAUCCCGCAACAGGAACAUCAACAACUACUCCAAGUGGAACUUCAGCGUCUAGUCCGAGUGGAACAGGCACAGCAGGACACCCAGCAAGUGGGACGAAGCCUCCGACUGGAGCAGUUCUGGUAUCCGUGUCGGGAACUGUCGACAACUCAUUUUCUUCUCUGACUGCUGCGCUCAAGUCGUUGCCAUCUGAUGACUCUGUUCAGAUCAUCUUCAUCUAUUCAGGAACCUACAAUGAAAAAGUACCAUCGAUCGAUAGACCAGGCCCGACAAAGAUUAUUGGGUACACAAAAGGAAAUCCAGGUCAAUCCUACUCGGACAAUACCGUCACAAUUACCUUCUCUAGCGGAGUUUCUUCACCCUCGGACUCAUCCAGCGCAGGGGAUCCAUCGAAUACAAGCGAUUCUGAUACGGCGACUAUUUCAACAAUUUCGAUUAAGAUCGCUUUCUACAACAUUGACAUCGUCAAUAGUGACAACUCCGACGGUUCAAAAGCAUCAUAUGCCGAUGUUGCUGCGUCCAUCUCGGGCUCAAAGAACGCAUUCUACGCCUGCAGCUUUAUGGGUUGGGAAGAAACGCUACUCACCAAUGGUGCGACUACCUUGCAAUACUACGAAUCAUCCUACAUUGAAGGUGCUGUGGAUUCAAUCUCGGGACCUGCAACCGCAUACUUUAAGGGAUGUACACUCGGCGCUAAGAUGAAGGGUGGAGCUUUCACAGCACAGAACCGACCAUCCAAAGAUGCCGGAGGUUAUGUUUUCGACCAAUGCCUUUUCGAAAAAGCUCCGUCUUCUACAGCUGAUCUCACUGGCUCUGUAUUUUUGGGACGCCCAGGAUCGGAGUACGCCCUUGUUGUGGUCAAGAUGUCUUAUUUGACUGAUGUUAUAAACCCAUCAGGGUGGACAGAAUGGUCGUCUACUGACCCUCGAACUGAUCACGUCACCUUUGCCGAGUUUAAAAAUACUGGACCUGGAAAUUGGGAGAACAAUGCGGCGGCCAGGAAGGCCCUGGGAUAUGCUACCCUCCUUACUUCGGAUACCUACACCCUAGGCGACGUCAUGGAUUCAACGGACUGGAUUGACAUGACCUAUUUCGAUUCGAUAACCACGCCGACCCCCAAAGGAGGCGAUGAUACCCCAUCUCCGGGGAGUCCGAGUGCUACCACAGAUAGCACAACACCCCCGGAUGGUGCAUUCAUUGUUUCCAAAACAAGCAUUGCUGGAAAGACAACAUACGAUAUGAUCGGAAGCGCUCUUGAUGCUUUGCCGACUUCACAAACGUCUUCAUCAACCAUUUUUAUUUAUCCUGGCACAUAUGAUGAGCAGAUCAAGGUCACAAACCCAGGUACUGUGAUUCUUGUUGGUUAUUCAGAGUCCCCGACAGACAAUGAGAAGAAUCAAGUCACAAUAGAAAACAAUAAAGCGGGCGAUCCCACCUCGGACAGCUCACUAAUUGACAGUGCCACUUUGCUUUCAGCGGGAGGCAACUUGCAAGUGCUGAACAUCAAUGUCGCGAACACCAACGGUGGCGAGAAUGAUGCAUCAGUAGCACUUGCUGUUGCAUCAGCCAAAUAUGCAAGCAUUUACGCGUGCAGAGUCAUUGGCAGUCGGAAUGCUUUGGUGGUCAAUGGGUUCUUCUUUGCUGCGAACAGUUACAUUGAGGGCAGUAUGGAUAUGAUCUCUGGAGGUGGCGCAGGCUACUUCCUCAAUUCCACCAUAUCUCCCAGUGACGAUGACAUCAGCAUCACAGCAGAUAAGCGUGCAUCUAGCUCUACACCAGGCGGGCUUGUCUUUGAUCAGUCCAAAGUAACUCCUGUUGGUGGCGCUGGGGCAAUGGUGGAGAUAUCACUUGGCAGACCGCAAAACUCCAAUGCACGAGUUGCCUAUAUUGAUACGCAUCUAGGGUCCUGCAUAGAGCCCAAAGGAUGGGAGAAAUGGUCAGAUGCUAGCCCGAGGACGGAUGGUGUUCUAUUUGGUGAAUUUGGAAAUGACGGUCCAGGCUCUGAUACCUCCCGGCGAGUAUCCUUCGCUACCAAGCUGGACAAGACAUCCGUUGUGCAAUUUGAGAUUGCGAAUUUCUUCGACAGCCUAUCGUGGAUUGAUUUUACACAUGUUGUCGGAAAGCCAUUUAGUGCUGACCCGGAUUCGGCCUCUUCCUCGGCGGAUCCAUCUGGUACCGGAGGGUCUACAUCGACAGCACCCGCAGAUGGGUCGGGGUCUUCCACAAGCUCACCAGAUUCAGCAUCCUCGGCAGCGGAUCCAUCUGGUACUGGGGGCUCUGCAUCGACAGCACCCCCAGAUGGAUCGGGGUCUUCCACAAGCUCACCAGAUUCAGCAUCCUCGGCAGCGGAUCCAUCUGGUACUGGGGGCUCUGCAUCGACAGCACCGGCAGAUGGAUCGGGGUCUUCCACAAGCUCACCAGAUUCAGCAUCCUCGGCAGCGGAUCCGUCUGGUACUGGGGGCUCUGCAUCGACAGCACCGGCAGAUGGAUCGGGGUCUUCCACAAGCUCACCAGAUUCAGCAUCCUCGGCAGCGGAUCCGUCUGGUACUGGGGGCUCUGCAUCGACAGCACCGGCAGAUGGAUCGGGCUCUUCCACAAGCUCCCCAGAUUCAGCAUCCUCGGCAGCGGAUCCGUCUGGUACUGGCGGCUCUGCAUCGACAGCACCCCCAGAUGGUGCAGGCUCUUCUUCAAGUUCGUCUGGUUCAGGGUCCUCGUCGACAGAUGCAUCCGGUAACGGGGGGCCUGCUUCAACAACGCCCACAGAUGGAUCGGGCUCUUCUCCGAGCUCAACAGAUCCUGCGGGCUCAGGAGGGUCUUCAACAACAGACUCAGCAGACCCCGAUGAACCAGAUGCCUCUCCUGCAGCCUCAUCAGCGACAAAUUCCAUUACCACCAGUACAAUUGUCGUCACAACGACUACAUCAACGACCGUCACAGAUGCAAAAGCGACCUCAACAAAGACCGAAACGAACACCCUUGGCCCAGAUUCUACUAUCACCCCCCCUCCUGUCAUUGAAAUCAGUACACAAGAUGGACAAAGCACUGUUACCGAAACAGAGACUAGUGCAGACUCUACCAAGACUGUGCAAAGUACCAUGACCGUCACAAAUACUGUCAAUGAAGCAUCACAAAAGGCAACAUACACUCGAAUUGUCACAAUAACAACGACUAUAACAUCAACUCCACAGCCUUCGAAAACAACUACAACGAUUACCUCUGGUGCCGGGGAUACAGUCACAAAGACUGGGAAAGCCACAACUUCAACGACGACCGUGACUUCAGGCACGACGAAGACGGAGAGCACAACAACAACAGUCACUUGUAUCCCGGCCAGAAAGAUGAAAAGAAGUCUCCUCCCGCCUCGGUCCAAUCCUGCUACCAAGCUCGCUCAUCCUACUCAGAACACUACAGAAGCUGUUAUAACAGUGAUGGCAUUCUCUCAUCCUCUUGAACGGGGUCGUAGCAUCACAACGACGAGCAUACGCCAUGACAAGGUGACCAUCUCAUUUGUGACAUCAACUGCUACGAAGACAAACACUGCCACCGUGACUGCAGAUACUGCCACUGUUACAGUCACCAAGAUAGCUGGUGAUCCAGUAACUUUAGACCCAGAAACUUCGACAACAACUGUCAACUCGCUGUCGCCAACGACAUCCACCACGACUGUGACGACCUCUGUACAAACAACCACAGAUAUAACAACCACCACUGUUGACUCCAUGGUCGGACCAGCUCCCUCAACAGUGAUUCUUGUAGUCGAGACGGAAGUAGCUACAGCCACGGUUUCUCUACCGGCAGCUACCUCGACAAAGACCGAGACCACUACUGACACCAACGCUCCUUCAGCGACUGUCACCUCUACCCCCACAUCUACGAAGACCAAGACUGUCACGACCACGGCUACCACCACUAGUACAGUCACUUCAACCGCAAAGGAUGCCACAACCUGUACAUCUUGA
This is a messenger RNA of Penicillium verhagenii, 6075 nucleotides long. Its product is annotated as Pectinesterase catalytic. Lineage: Eukaryota; Fungi; Ascomycota; Eurotiomycetes; Eurotiales; Aspergillaceae. Gene Ontology annotation, molecular function: pectinesterase activity. Gene Ontology annotation, biological process: cell wall modification. The annotation marks the transcript as partial. The transcript has 2 exons. The record is from RefSeq and is a predicted model, not a curated record.